UUAACUCAGGAAAUUGUGUACUUGGUUUGAAAUAGCGAGGGGUUGCUGCAUGCAUCAUGCAUGUAUUUCUAGUAUAUAAAACUUGUUCAGAAUCACAAUUCGUGCGUAACUACGGUACUGUUUGCAGCUUCGAUUCGUUCGUUGACAAAUUGGAUCUCGUGAUACUAAAAUUCAUCCUAUCAGUACGGUAGUAUUUAAUUUAUUGUCAACUGAUAUGCACCGCCCUGAGUGUGACAGGGUCAAUUCGGAGUCACUUGACUCAUGUAAAAUCGUCUUAAACGAUAAACCUCGUGUAUCCUAUAUUCUAUAACACAUGCGACUGGAAUUUUCAGGGUUUGGGCGAGAAGUGUAUUUUUAAUGCAGUACUAUCUAAAGGCCAGGGAGGUUUUAUUAAAUUGGAGCUGUAUCAAAAGUACAUUCCUGAAUUUACGAAAUUUAGAAAGCAGUUCACAAACAUUGAAAUAGUGACUGCAGUGCAGUCCAGUUUUUAGUGGUGAUGGAUAACUAAUACCACUAAUUCACCAUUACUGAUUUUGAGUGCCUGACUGCAUAUUAUCUGCAGAGCACCACCACACCCCAUGAAUCCCUUUUUUUAACUCUCGUUUUCGAAGAUGCUAUGCGUGUUUAUUCAUCGGAUUUCGAACGUUGUUUACGCUAACUCGUACUGGGCCUUUUCUGUUGUUAAGUUUAACAAAUUGUUUCAACAAUGCUCAAUAUCACUAUGAGUGUGUACACCGUAAAAAGGUCAAAAGAUAAAGUACAAAUACAAUGUUUAUGGUACUUAUAAAUGACAUACAAGGUGAUGUACGUAUUAAUGUACUGUUGCUUUGUGAGAGUGAUUGCCGCGAACAAAUGACAUAAGUCACAACAUAGGCAACAAGAAUACGGCUUUAUCAUCAGACAGUUAGGUAUUUUUUAUGGCAGUGUUUAUACGCUCUCAUUCCUCGAUUGAUUUCGAAAGGUGUUUACGUCAUUUUUACGUCAAAAACAGACCCAAUAAAGAUUUGUUUGGCCUUCGCCCAAAUAUGGAACAUGAGCUGUUUAACUCGAUCGCUGGCUCUGGGUACGAGAUUGGUUUUGGCCAAUCACGAAACAGCAAAAAUCGUGACGUUUCCGUUUAUGUACCCGCCAGCUUCAUCUUGAAUUCCCUGUUGCCGGACUCGGCGAAUUGGGCAUGAAAAACAAUAAUACACCAAGAAACGACAACAAAAAACGCGAUUACUUUGGUGAAUUUUAAAACACUCUCUUUUAAGUAUCGUAAAAAUCUCCUUUGCCCCACAGUGAUGGGCAACACAACGGGAAAAAAGGGCGAUCCAGAGAAUGUCAAGCAAUUUUUAAGCCAAGCUAAGGAAGAAUUUACUACGAAAUGGGAAAAACCUGCACAGAAUACAGCUUGUCUCGAUGAUUUUGAACGACUUAAAACCCUCGGGACAGGCUCCUUUGGUCGGGUAAUGCUUGUUCAACGCAAAAAAUCUGGGAAGUUUUAUGCAAUAAAGAUUUUGGAUAAACAAAAGGUCGUAAAACUGAAACAAGUGGAACAUACUCUGAAUGAAAAGCGAAUCUUACAAGCUAUCAGCUUUCCCUUCCUGGUAAAUCUCGAGUGGAAUUUCAAGGAUAAUUCCUAUCUCUAUAUGGUAUUGGAGUUUGUUCCUGGUGGGGAGAUGUUUUCUCAUUUAAGGCGCAUUGGAAGAUUCAGUGAAGCACAUUCAAGGUUUUAUGCAUCUCAAAUAGUUCUAGCAUUUGAGUAUCUCCAUUCAUUAGAUCUUAUCUACAGAGAUUUAAAGCCUGAAAAUCUUCUUAUUGAUCAGCAAGGAUACUUGAAGAUAACUGAUUUUGGAUUUGCAAAAAGAGUUAAAGGAAGGACAUGGACACUGUGCGGUACCCCAGAGUACUUAGCACCAGAAAUCAUAUUAUCAAAGGGGUACAACAAAGCUGUGGAUUGGUGGGCAUUAGGUGUUUUAAUCUAUGAAAUGGCAGCUGGAUACCCACCAUUUUUUGCUGAUCAGCCAAUUCAGAUUUAUGAGAAGAUCGUUUCAGGAAAAGUGCGUUUCCCAUCUCACUUCACGUCGGAACUCAAAGACCUUCUGAAAAAUUUGCUUCAAGUGGAUUUGACGAAACGUUACGGCAAUUUAAAGAAUGGUGUAAAUGACAUUAGAAAUCACCGAUGGUUUGGUCCGACUGAUUGGAUCUUGAUCUAUCAGAAGAAGGUGGAAGCCCCGUUCAAGCCGAAAUGCAAAGGUCCUGGUGAUCCCAGUAAUUUUGAUGAUUACGAAGAGGAACAGUUACGAUUGUCAACAACAGAAAAAUGUGCUAAAGAAUUUGCCGAUUUUUAAAGAAGAACUUCCUUCAGAGACAACUGCGCUGUAGUCAGCGACUACAUUGCCUUUUAUUAUGGAGCUACACAAACCAGACUGGUGGAACUCCAUUCAAACGACUUUUAAUGAUUUUAGUCUGAAAUUUAACAAAACAUUGGUUCAUUAUUUAUUAAAAUCCCAAAGUUUUAAGUAUAUAUAGAGAGGUUAUAGCCAAAUAAGGACGUUCUAUUUGUACGAACUUUUAAAACAUGGCCUGUAAAUUAUUGUUAGGAUACAUUUAUGCGUAUCUCGUUGACCGAAAUCGUACAGAGUAUUAUAUGACGUCUUCUGUUAGUAACUGUGCGUUAAAGUAUUAGAGAAGUUGCAGUGAAAUAAAAGUUAUCUCUAAGUACUGUA
Messenger RNA from Dendronephthya gigantea, 2711 nucleotides. RefSeq names its product cAMP-dependent protein kinase catalytic subunit alpha-like. Bases 1284 to 2333 code for a protein of 349 amino acids. Gene Ontology annotation, molecular function: ATP binding; cAMP-dependent protein kinase activity. Gene Ontology annotation, biological process: peptidyl-serine phosphorylation. NCBI's taxonomy places the organism in Eukaryota, Metazoa, Cnidaria, Anthozoa, Malacalcyonacea, Nephtheidae. The record is from RefSeq and is a predicted model, not a curated record. Gene Ontology annotation, cellular component: nucleus; cAMP-dependent protein kinase complex. The transcript is spliced from 11 exons.